Molecule: messenger RNA, 591 nt
Organism: Anthostomella pinea
Lineage: Eukaryota; Fungi; Ascomycota; Sordariomycetes; Xylariales; Xylariaceae
Source: the annotation of a GenBank genome assembly
AUGUCGGGCAAGCAAAUAGGUCCAGUCCUGAAGGCCUGGUACCAAUGGAAAGCCCUGAGGUUACCGUGGAGGAAACGGUUCCUCGUCGGACUCGACCUGCAAGGCAACACAUACUGGGAGUUCAAACUCCAAAGAGGCGACGACACAUCAGGACGCUUCCGGCGCAUAGUCAACUACUCGCGAUCGACACACUACAGCGAAGUCAAGGUCCCGCCGCAGUGGCACCAGUGGCUGCGAUACCAGCGCGAGCGCCCGCCCAGCCUACAGGAGCAGUCGGCCGACGUGAUGAGACAGGAGCGCAUGAAGGUCCUCGUUGCCGAAGCCGACGCGAGAUGGGACGCAAAGCCCAGCUUGAUAGAUAUGCCGGGCAAAGAGAAGGGACAGCCAGUGCCGCCGCUUAAUACAGGGAAGACACAACCACAGGAGCAGGCUGCGCGGGCUGGGGGUCGGGAACAAGAGGUGCAAGACGCUGUGAAGCCGAAAGAAAACCCCUGGAAGCGUGCAAGAGGUGGGCCAAACGAGACAUGGCAGCCGGCGCCAUGGACGCCGACCUCAGCAAGGAAGAGAGAGGUAAGGGGCAAAUUGUCAUGA